AUGACGAAUGACGAUUUUCUGCUUCAGAGGCUCACUGAAGGAAACUAUAGAGGUUGCACCUUUGAAGAUGGCCCGGGCCCCUGUGAUUAUCAUCAGGAUCCCUAUGAUGAUUUUGACUGGGUCCAUGUUAGUGCUCAAGAGCCUCAUUACCUCCCCCCUCAGAUGCCUCUUGGUUCCUACAUGAUAGUGGACUCUUCACACCACAGCCAUGGAGAAAAGGCUCGACUUCAACUUCCUAACAUGAAAGAGAACGAUACCCACUGUAUUGACUUCAGCUACCUUUUGUAUAGUAAGAAAGGGACAAGCCCUGGGACUCUGAACAUCUUGGUUAGGGUGAACAAAGGUCCUCUGGCGAACCCCAUUUGGAACGUGACCGGCUCCACUGGCAAAGACUGGCUACGGGCAGAACUGGCUGUCAGCACCUUCUGGCCAAAUGAAUACCAGGUAAUAUUUGAGGCUGAAGUCUCAGAUGGGAGAAAUGGCUACAUUGCCAUCGAUGACAUCCAGGUUCUGAGCUACCCUUGUGAUAAAUCUCCUCAUUUCUUGAGACUGGGGGAUGUAGAGGUCAAUGCAGGUCAGAAUGCAACAUUUCAAUGCAUUGCUACAGGAAGGGAUGCAGUGAAGAACAAGUUAUGGCUGCAGAGACGCAAUGGAGAAGAUAUUCCAGUGGCCCAAACAAAAAACAUAAAUCACAGACGUUUUGCUGCUACCUUUAAACUUCAGGAAGUAACAAAAACAGAUCAGGAUUUAUAUCGCUGUGUUACUCAGUCUGAGAGAGGAUCUGGAGUUUCCAACUUUGCUCAACUUAUUGUUCGAGAACCUCCUAGACCAAUAGCUCCCCCACAAUUGCUUGGCGUUGGACCAACUUAUCUGCUCAUUCAGCUGAAUGCAAAUUCCAUUAUUGGGGAUGGACCUAUCAUCCUAAAAGAGGUGGAAUACCAUAUGACAACAGGGACCUGGACCGAAACGCAUGCUGUCAAUGCACCAACAUAUAAGCUAUGGCAUUUGGACCCAGACACAGAGUAUGAGAUUCGUGUUCUUCUAACUAGGCCUGGAGAAGGUGGCACAGGUCAGCCAGGCCCUCCGUUGAUUACCCGAACCAAAUGUGCAGAGCCUAUGAGAACACCCAAGACUUUAAAAAUUGCAGAAAUCCAGGCACGUCGUAUUGCCGUGGAUUGGGAAUCCCUAGGUUACAACAUCACUCGCUGCCAUACCUUCAAUGUGACCAUCUGCUACCAUUACUUUCGUGGCCAUAAUGAAAGCAAGGCUGACUGCUUGGACAUGGAUCCCAAAGCACCGCAGCAUGUUGUGAAUCACCUGCCUCCUUACACAAAUGUGAGCCUCAAAAUGAUUUUGACAAACCCUGAAGGACGGAAAGAGAGCGAGGAGACCAUUAUUCAAACGGAUGAAGAUGUGCCUGGCCCUGUACCUACAAAAUCAUUAAAAGGAACUCCCUUUGAAGACAAGAUCUUCUUAAAUUGGAAAGAACCAAUGGAUCCAAAUGGUAUCAUCACCCAAUAUGAGGUCAGUUACACCAGUAUACGAUCCUUUGAUCCUGCAGUUCCAGUGGCUGGGCCACCUCAAACGGUGUCAAAAUUAUGGAACAGUACACACCAUGUUUUCCCCUAUCUACAUCCUGGGACUACCUAUCAGUUUUAUAUAAGAGCCAGCACUGUCAAAGGUUUUGGACCAGCUACAGCCAUCAAUGUAACUACCAAUAUUUCAGCUCCCACAUUACCAGACUAUGAAGGUAUUGAUGCCUCUCUCAAUGAAACAGCAACAACCAUAACUGUACUUCUGAGACCAGCACAAGCCAAAGGAGCACCUAUCAGCGCCUAUCAGAUUGUUGUUGAAGAGCUGCAUCCUCAUCGAACCAAACGAGAAACCGGUGCAAUGGAUUGCUACCAGAUUCCUGUCACAUAUCAAAAUGCCCUGAGCAAUGGCUCGCCGGUAUAA
Protobothrops mucrosquamatus (brown spotted pit viper) is the source of this 1956-nucleotide messenger RNA. RefSeq names its product receptor-type tyrosine-protein phosphatase kappa-like. The transcript has 13 exons. The coding region runs from base 1 to 1956 and encodes 651 amino acids. Gene Ontology annotation, cellular component: membrane. The record is from RefSeq and is a predicted model, not a curated record. Gene Ontology annotation, molecular function: protein binding. NCBI's taxonomy places the organism in Eukaryota, Metazoa, Chordata, Lepidosauria, Squamata, Viperidae.